This is a messenger RNA of Acanthosepion pharaonis, 711 nucleotides long. Lineage: Eukaryota; Metazoa; Mollusca; Cephalopoda; Sepiida; Sepiidae. The record is from the annotation of a GenBank genome assembly.
AUGCCUUCCAUCUAUCUAUCUAUCUAUCUAUCUAUCUCACUAAACUCUCUCUUUGGUCUAUCUAUCUAUCUAUAUCUAUCUAUCUAUCUAUCUAUCUAUAUAUAUAUAUAUAUAUAUAUAUAUGGAAAGGAUGGCUCUUGCCAUUGGGAGCGGAACUGCGAGUUAAGAGAUUUGAAUGUGAACAACCAGCACUCUCAGGACGUCGACUACGGUCCCGAAUCUCGGGAUCCCCAAUCUGAGCGCAUUGAGUGUCUGUCCAUGCGACGGUGGCGCAGCGGCUCUUUUACGGACUUGAGAUAUGACAGUACAGCGGCAACACUCAACCUCGGUUCCGGAUAUAUCUCUUUCAAUGCGCCGCUGUCGAGUUAUGAAUACGGAUUCUUCUUUUUAUUCAUAUUUCCUUCUUUCCUUCUUAUUUUUCAUUACCUCUAUUUUUUUUCUUCUAUCUCCACUUUUCUCUUUCCCUUUCCUUCUAUGACCACUUUGCUCUUUCUUCUUUUCUAUCUUUAUUCUUCUUUCUCUCUUUCAUUCUAUUCCCCAAUUUCCACUCUCUCUUUCGUUCUAUUUCAACACUCCUCUCUUUCUUUCCUUCUAUAUCCAAUUUCCUCUCUCGUUCUUUCUCUAUCCACUCUUCUCUUCUCUCAUAUCUCUUAUGUUCUCUUUUUCUUUCCUUUCAUCUCUACUCCUCUCUCUCCCUUUCUUUCCUUGUAA